Molecule: messenger RNA, 2133 nt
Organism: Fonsecaea erecta
Lineage: Eukaryota; Fungi; Ascomycota; Eurotiomycetes; Chaetothyriales; Herpotrichiellaceae
Exons: 6
Coding region: 1-2133 (710 amino acids)
Biological process (GO): DNA-templated transcription
Molecular function (GO): DNA binding; zinc ion binding
Source: RefSeq, a predicted model, not a curated record
AUGGCCGACGACAAAAGUCUGAGUCGAUACGCUUGCGACUACUGUUGGAAGAAAAAGGCAAGUGGAAGACGAUUCCAGUUCCGUUACAUUACUCACAUCAGAGAGAUCUCGCUAAUCAUUCCAACCGCUGAACAAACUGGUCAGCAGGGAGGCCCAAAUACCGGGUUUGCUGUCCUUCAGAGUUGUUCAGGUUUCCAAACAAUCCAAGAUCAGCCGCCAGAGUUCGGCAACGACACUCUCUCCACCAUUACGUCCGCCUUUUCCCACACUCGGGAUGUGCUUGAAUGCAAUGGGAUACGCCAGAAUCUCACCGACAUCACGGGUCAAGGUACGGGCAUGCUUUCUCACCUCUACAACCAAUUCAAAGAUUCGACUUAUGACUACGACAAGAUCAAAGCUGCAGUCAGAAUGAAGAGACGAGAGCAUGAAGCCUUUUUCAUCCCGACCGAACUAGUUGGGGAGAUGUUUGUUCAAUGUUUUCUUACAGCGGUCGACCGAGGAUAUCCGAUCAUCAGUCGGCCUCCCCAAGAGGUCUUACUUGACUUGGUCUUUCGUCCCUCUUCGGUGGACAACCGAGGGUGGCUACUAAUGUUUAACACUGUCCUGGCAACGGCGUCAACACAAAGCCAGCAAUUGUCCGAAUAUACCUUCCACUUGCGCUGGAAUGCAUGGGUAGCGGCGGAUGAGGCCAGCAUCUUUAUGGAACCAACCAUACUCAACAUACAAGCAUUGACCGUCUUUGCCGUCCACGGACAAGAUCUUGUGACUCCCAGUCUUUGCUGGAAUUUGGCGAGUCAGGCGUGCCGGAUGGCCCAGAUGAUCAAGCUUCCACUUCCAUCGGUAUCUGAAACGAGGAACGGCGAGCUAUAUUCUCGCAAUCUCUGCCUCUUCUGGAGCCUCUUCAUCAUCGACAAGUCAUUGUCGCUCUCCUUCGGAUGCCCUCCAGUGUUGCCUUCGGCGUUAUAUGGCAACCUCGAGCUUCCGUCUCCUCAGCAGCUCUCAGCAUAUAGACCCCAUCUGACCACCUCUGGCGCCGUAUCGGUACUUCCACCUCACGUGGAGUUCUUUGGAGCAUUCUAUUUUGUGCAAUGCACGAAACUAGCAAUGAUCAUGGGUGAUAUUUCAGAUUUCUACCUUCUCGGCAGGCGUGACUCAAGCUGCCACGCAAGUCUCAGGAAGAGACUCGAUCAAUGGAUAUCUGUCGUCCAACAGAGUCAAACUUUGCACACCAACCUUGCAGAUGCGGUCGACUCAGCCAGCCUCUCCAUCAAGAUUGGUUUCAGCUUUCUGAACUACCAAUACCAUCAUCUCAUUGUCUGCCUGACAAGAGGCGACGAAUCUUGUCGCGAAAAGUGCCUUGGCUCUGCGAGAGCAGCAAUAUCGCUGCUUAAAGGCUUAGUUGCCCAUUCUGAGGAAGUAUUCAAUGGCAUUGUCUGGCAGCAGUUAUACUACCCUUUCACUCCGUUCUUCGUACUGUUUGGGGAAGUGAUCACCAAUCCAACCGGGAAGACAACCGUGGAAGACCUGCAGCUCCUCCGGCAAACAGUGUUGUACUUUCUCGAGUUCCAAAAGUACCAUACUUCAGCGGUCAAGCUUGAGAAAGUAGCAGAAACCUUUACAAAGAUCGCCGAAGCCUAUGUCCGCCACAUCUUCAGAAAACAAAAGGGCCUGACCAGCAGCGAACUCUUUCGCACGACCAAGCCGGUGGUGUUCCGGGCCCAGCCUGGAAGUGGUCCCUCAAAUACCUUCACUUCCUCGAUAACCGCAACCUCGUCCUCGCAACAAGAUGUGAACCCGGCCAGUUCUAACGUUGGGACAGCUGACCACAUGGACUACCAGCUUCGGUUGGACGAGACCAGCAACUUAGACCCCACCUCGCUCCUGCGACUCUUUUCCUAUCAAGGCAAUGAAGCGAGCAUCUUCCGAGAUAUCCAUGUCACAGAUAUCCCAGCAGACAGCAUGCAAGGGCUACAGGAGCGAGAAGGGGUUAAUAGCAAUAACCGAGCUCUUGACCACUGGCAAAUUCCCGAGCCAAGCCAAUACGUGUCACUCCACGACGUCGAAAUGAACGGGAGAAACCAAUUCUCGCAAUGUACCUUCGACUGGUUUGCGCUUGAGAACUAUGCCAUGUAG